AACGAUUUGCUAUGCAAACAGUAAUUAUUUCGACACAUCUCAAACAAAAAACUAUUUGUCGUUCCGUUCCAACAGUUUGAACACUGAAGCCCCAAUUUCAUUUAUUCUUUUUAUUUUUCUUUCAAAUCCCCUUUUUGCACUAUACAGAUUUUAGCUAGGCUAGGCAUGCAUGCACAUAUAGAUACAACACUUGUAAAAAUCUACACAUACAUAUAUAUUUGUGUACGUCUCCCUCCCUCCCUCUCUCUCUCUCUCCUCUCUCUCGUUUUUCCCCCUGGUUUUGUCCGUCUGGAUUUUUUAGACUACAGUUUUGGACGAUACUACUGGUGCUAUACAGUUAUAUCCCUCUUGGCCGAAACUUAAACACACAUUUGAUAUCAGAUCAAACAAGUUGGAUGAAGAAAGUUGCCUGAAUUGUUUCUGGGUUCUUCUCUUUUGCAAUCAAGUUCCACUUUUUAAAAUUGUCUCAUGUGAUCAAUGGAUGCUCUGGCGAUAAGCUCUGUGCCAAUUUUUGUUGAUUUUAGAAAAGACACAUGGAUGCAGACGCUCAUUUUGUCAUUUCAGAGCCUUGGUGUAAUAUAUGGCCGCUUGAGCACGGCUCCCUUGUAUGUACUCGAAUCAAUUGAACCAGGGGACAUUUCAUCACCAGAUGAGAUGCAUGAACUCUUCUCAUUUAUUUUCUGGACCCUAACCAUCAUUCCGUUGCUGAAGUAUGCUUUUAUUGUAUUGAAGGCCGAUGACGAUGGAGAAGGUGGUCCAUUUUCAUUAUAUUCGUUACUCUGUAGGCAUGCUAAAGUGGGGCUGAUUCCAUCCAAUAGAGGUUCGGGCAAGAUCUUGAAUCAUGAAGAAGACGAGAUCUCUUCAGCUUCAUCCAAGGGCAAAUCAGAGAACAAAGCUAGAAAGGCUAUAGAGAAAUAUAAAAGCAGUCACUAUCUGCUGUUAUUCCUUGCUCUUUUCGGUGCUUGCAUGAUAUUAAGCGAUGCAGUUCUCACGCCAGCAAUUUCUGUGUUAUCAGCAACAUCUGGUCUUGGACGAUCAUUGGCGAAAAUAUCGAGAGUUUUCUCUUCAGAUAAAACAAAGGACCAUGUGGCAAAUGCCUUGAAGAAAUAUGUGCCAACUCCUGUCGCAUGUGCCAUAUUGGUUUGCCUUUUCACCUUGCAGCAUCACGGAACCAAGAGAAUUGGGUGCUUAUUUGCUCCAAUCGUCAUCACAUGGCUUAUCUUCAUCAGCGGGUUCGGCCUCUAUAAUAUUAUUCAUUAUGAUGCCCAGAUCCUCUGUGCCGUCUCCCCUGUAUACAUGCUGAGGUUUAUGAAGAAGAUUAAUCUCCGACACUGGAAACUCCUAAGCAGCAUAGUCUUAUGCAUUGCAGGGUCGGAGGCAAUGUUUGCAGAUCUAGGUCACUUUUCCAAGAAAUCUAUCAAGAUAACAUUCAUCUGCUUCAUAUAUCCUGUCCUUUUGCUAACAUAUGCUGGACAAGCUGCAUUUGUCUCGAAGAAUCUUGGUGCUGAUGGUGCAUUUCAUCUAAGUGAAUCUAUACCUAAUAGGAGUCUUGAGCAUAUAUUUGCUGUGUUGUCGCUGUUCGCUUCGGCUGUAGGAAGCCAAGCUACCAUCACAGCCGGGUUCUCCAUCAUACACCAGUGUCAGGCACUCGACUGCUUCCCCAGAGUAAAAGUUGUUCACACGUCGGAUAAAAUUUUUGGGCAAGUCUAUGUUCCCGAUGCAAACUGGUUGUUUAUGACUUUGAGUAUAGCAUUCACCAUUGGCUUACAUGAUAUAUCACAUCUCGGAAAAGCAACAGGUUUGGCUGUUACUGCGGGCUUGCUGGUAACGACUUGUUUAAUGUCGCUCGUGAUUGCACUGUACUGGGAGAAGCAUUUGCUUGCAUCAUUGUGUUUUCUGCUGUUCUUUGGCUCCAUCGAAGCAAUAUAUCUUUCAUCAACGUUGACGAGCUUCUUUCACGGCGCCUGGUGCUUGAUCAUCCUGUUCUUAUUCUUUAUGACUAUCAUGGCCGCCUGGCACUACGGCACUCUCAGGAAGUAUGAAUCCGAUGUAGAGAACAAGGUGUCAAUCGAGUGGCUGACGGAUUAUAGCCCUGGCCUUGGGGUGUCCAGGGUGCCUGGCAUUGGCUUCGUCUACUCCGAUGUCGACAUGGGAAUCCCUGCUUUCUUUACUCAUUUCAUCACAAAUAUUCCUGCUUUUCAUCAGGUGCUGGUUUUUGUAACCUUCAAGACUUCCCCGGUGCCGUACGUCCACGCAAGCAGGCGGUAUCUCAUAGGCAGAGUCGGCCCGAAAGAGUACAAAAUAUAUCGCUGCAUAGUACGCUACGGCUACCACGACAACGUCAGGGACACGGAUGAUUUCGAGGACCAGAUAAUCAGCUCGAUCGGAGAGUUCAUCGCGAAGGAGGAUUAUGAUCACGAAGCUUUGAAUUCCCCCGAAGGUAGGAUGAUCAUCCUCGGUGCCCCGUCCAACGACGGAAACGGGCUGAUCACAGUCGCCGAGACGAGCUCGAGCGAAUGCACGUUGUCCUUUGCAGCAAGCGGGUCUCGACGUGGUCUGCUGGAUGCUUCAUCGGGCAGCGGUGGUAGCCCUCCGGUGAACAGGAAACGGGUCCGAUUCAUGCUGCCACCGAAGAGCCCUCAAAUGCGCGCGACGGUCAGGCAAGAACUCGAAGAGAUCAUCGACGCUCGGGAAAGCGGGACGGCGUAUUUUUUGGGGCAGUCUCAUUUGAUGGCGAGGGAGGGCUCGAAUUUGUUCAAGAAGCUGUUGGUGAUGACUUAUGUUUUUCUUGAUAAGAAUAGUAGGGAGCCUCCAGUAGCACUCAACAUACCUAAUGCUGCUCUCUUGGAGGUUGCCACAGUUUAUAAAAUUUGAGGUCUUUGUUUCGAAGAAAACAACAACUUACAAAUAUAAAUGAUAGCCACCACUUGUGAAACCUACGGAAAGUUUUCUUAUUACAUCAUGUCUUAGAUCUUUUUGUUUGGACUCUUUGUAACUUCAUCUAGUUGAGAAAACUAAUAUAAAUGCUCUUAU
Molecule: messenger RNA, 3033 nt
Organism: Salvia miltiorrhiza (redroot sage)
Lineage: Eukaryota; Viridiplantae; Streptophyta; Magnoliopsida; Lamiales; Lamiaceae
Product: potassium transporter 10-like
Exons: 10
Coding region: 478-2874 (798 amino acids)
Biological process (GO): potassium ion transmembrane transport
Cellular component (GO): membrane
Molecular function (GO): potassium ion transmembrane transporter activity
Source: RefSeq, a predicted model, not a curated record